Molecule: messenger RNA, 608 nt
Organism: Gongylonema pulchrum
Lineage: Eukaryota; Metazoa; Nematoda; Chromadorea; Rhabditida; Gongylonematidae
Source: the annotation of a GenBank genome assembly
CUGCCAUUAAAUUUUGUCAGAUCAGACAAGAAGCCCGAAGAUUUCUGUGAAUCGCUGAUCGAUAGCUCGAGCAAGUACAAUGCUUUCCAGAUAAUUUGUUUCCAAAGGGACGAGAAUGAUCAGUAUGAAGUGGUCGGCUUGGCAAAUCAUUUUGUCGACAAAAUUGAAGUUGUCAAAUUCCCACCAGGCAUUUACGGCUUCGGGAACAGUCCGUCAUCGAAGCCAUUCAAAAAAAUUCAGCGAGGAGUGAGCAGAAUGAAGGAAAUUAUUGAAAAAAUUAACACGCAACGUUUAUCAGAAGAAGAAACUAUUGAGCGGCUGAUGCAAUUAGCCACUGAUAAACAUCAGCAAAAAGCGUUUUUCAGAUGUUUUCCUGAUGAGCAACUGAAACAACAGUGUAGGCGAUCGAACGAGCUUUGUAGAUAUCGUACUGCCAUUUUUGUGCAAUUUCCGGAUGGAAUCCCGUACGGCACGAGGUCGCACACAAUAGUACUGGUGGAUCGCAACAAUCGAGCAACUUUCUAUGAGAAGGCAAUGGAUGCAGCACCAAAAAGAGCGAGCGAGGCGAACUGGACCGAGCGCACCUUUCACUUUGAUCUCGUUUGAAA